Moneuplotes crassus is the source of this 600-nucleotide messenger RNA. The record is from the annotation of a GenBank genome assembly. NCBI's taxonomy places the organism in Eukaryota, Ciliophora, Spirotrichea, Euplotida, Euplotidae.
AAGCUUAAUGGGAAAUUGAUUGGAGAAGUUACUCAAAAGAAAGCCCAAAAGGGGUGAAUCUACCCCAAAUGUACAGGAAGUAUUCCAAAAUCCAGAACCAUUUAUCAAUGAAGAACAUAUUUAUGUAGGCGGGCAGAUAGUCAGUUGAGAUGAAGAAGGCGAUUUCGCAAGCAAGGAUUGUUCGAAAGAUGCAUUAUUUGAAGAUCUUGAGAAACAUGUUAAAAUAGAAGAUAUUAAGGUAUCAAUUGAUGGCAAUAUGAACAAAAAUGCAAUCAGAAGGAAAUCUAAAAGACAACACACGGUGAAGCAUCCAAAGAGAAACGAAAGCAUGAUGCACAAUAUCGAGAUGGAAAACUCAUCUGAACGCUCUAAUCGACCUAAGCGGGUGUUUAAAACCCUGAACAAGAGGAAGAACAGUGGACAAAUCAAGAUUGCUGAUAAUUACUAUACUAAGGAUCAGGAAGUUUUAUAUGCUCUCAAAAAGAAACUGGAUACUACUCCUAAAGUGGAUAAGCCUCAGAUUACUGAAUGGAAGAUCAUGAAGCAAAUCGGCCAAGGCUCUUUCGGGAAGGUAUAUUAUGUCUUUGAUUCAUAAAACAC